AUGGAGACACCUUCCUCAGAAACAUCGGGUGUCUCUGUUCCAAGCACCGAGGCGGCAGUCUCGGCAUCUGCUGCCCGCCGACUCGGUGCUAAAAGAGCAGCUGCGCAUGCUGCCCUUGGGCCUCUCCAAGAGGAGAAGGCUUCCCCAUUUUCUCCCGGGGAAGUCAGUGCCAAAAGACAAUGCCGCGGUCUUACUGAGAAGUGCUGCGGCUAUGACAGUGACAUGACAUCGUGCUCCUUUCUCAACACCCUCUGGAAAGUUGUUGAAAGUGUUGGCUUCCAGUCCAUUCGGUGGGGCGAUGAGGGAGACUUCAUUGUGAUUGAGGAGGCAUUCUUCAGAGCGGAAGUACUGGCCAGAGGAGGAACUCUCCAAGUCUUUGAUGUUGGCAACAUGAAAGAUUUUGUCCGUCGCCUUCAUCAGCAUGGCUUCUACAUCACGGACGCGGAUUUGCCAACGUCUGCCCCAUGUGCUCAGUUCCUAGCACAGGGAGCAUCAAUUUCCACUCCGAGCCAGGUACGUAGUCCCUCUAGCUGUGAGAUGGCUCUCGGCACAGCGGCAUUGGUGGCCAGCCAGUGCAAAGUGAGGUGGCUGACAGCUGGUGACACUUGGGUACUUGUGCCACUGUGUGUUACUGGUCACUUGAACGACGGAGUGACCAGUACAAGACAAGACUGUGGUGUCUAA
Lagopus leucura (white-tailed ptarmigan) is the source of this 684-nucleotide messenger RNA. Its product is annotated as heat shock transcription factor, Y-linked-like. Gene Ontology annotation, molecular function: DNA-binding transcription factor activity; sequence-specific DNA binding. Lineage: Eukaryota; Metazoa; Chordata; Aves; Galliformes; Phasianidae. The record is from RefSeq and is a predicted model, not a curated record. Gene Ontology annotation, biological process: regulation of DNA-templated transcription. Bases 1 to 684 code for a protein of 227 amino acids. The transcript has a single exon.